This is a messenger RNA of Chiloscyllium plagiosum (whitespotted bambooshark), 633 nucleotides long. Lineage: Eukaryota; Metazoa; Chordata; Chondrichthyes; Orectolobiformes; Hemiscylliidae. The record is from RefSeq and is a predicted model, not a curated record.
AUGCUCAUGUCCGCAACUCACCUCCUACACCAGCCCCCAGUAUGGGAACCACCUCCUGCACCAGCCCCCAGUAUGGGAACCACCUCCUGCACCAGCCCCCAGUAUGGGACCCACCUCCUGCACCAGCCCCCGAUAUGGGAACCACCUCCUGCAUCAGCCCCCGAUAUGGGAACCACCUCCUGCAUCAGCCCCAAGUAUGGGAACCACCUCCUGCAUGAGCCCCCGAUAUGGGAACCACCUUCUGCACCAGCCCCAGUAUGGGACCCACCUCCUGCAUCACCCCCCAGUAUCGGACCCACCUCCUGCACCAACCCCCAAUAUGGGAACCACCUCCUGCACAAGCACCCUGUAUGGGAACCACCUCCUGCAUCGGCCCCUGAUAUGGGACACACCUCCUGCACCAGCCCCCAGUGUGGGACCCAUCUCUUGCACCAGCUCACGGUAUUGGACCCACCUCCUGCACUAGCCCCCAAUAUGGGAACCACAACCUGCACCAACCCCUGGUAUGGGAAACACCUGCUGCACCAGCCCUGGUAUGGGACUCACCUCCUGCACCAGCCCCCAAUAUUGGUCCCACCUCCUGCACCAGCCCCCAGUCUGGGAACCACUUCCUGCCCCAGACCCCAGUGUUGA